Molecule: messenger RNA, 360 nt
Organism: Penicillium soppii
Lineage: Eukaryota; Fungi; Ascomycota; Eurotiomycetes; Eurotiales; Aspergillaceae
Exons: 2
Coding region: 1-360 (119 amino acids)
Source: RefSeq, a predicted model, not a curated record
AUGACUACGGUCCUAAUCACCGGAGCUAGCGGGAAACAAGGUGGCAGCGUCAUCAAGAACCUCCUGGAAAAGAAUGUUCCCUUCAAGAUUUUAGCCUUGACGCGGGAUGCCAAUUCAGAUUCUGCAAAGAGACUCGCUCAGAAAUCCGAAAAUAUCACCCUGAUACAAGGAAAUCUGGACGACCCAGCAUCCAUCUUCGAGAACAUCAAACGUCAAACCUCAACCCCAACCGCGGAUCCCAGAAAAGACACCGAAAGACGCCAAGGAAUCGCCCUGAUAGAUGAAUCCAUCAAACACAAUGUCAAAUCUUUGUCUACAGCUCCGUCAACCGGCACGGAUCUGAUUCAGAUAAAAAUCUGA